ACGCUUAGGAAGAGAAGAACUUGAUUAGAGGCUUCGCUUUUUAAUGAUGCGACUGCCAAAGCCAGUUUGUUGUGUUGUGUUGAUUUUGUGUUUCUCUGCCUUUGCAGCAAGUGGAGGUGGAUGGACAGCAGUGUAUGUUGGAAAUUCUGGAUACAGCCGGAACGGAACAAUUCACAGCCAUGAGGGACCUGUACAUGAAGAAUGGCCAGGGCUUUGCACUAGUAUAUUCCAUAACCGCACAGUCCACCUUCAACGACCUGCAGGACUUGAGAGAACAGAUUCUGCGGGUCAAAGACACAGAUGACGUGCCGAUGAUCCUGGUGGGUAAUAAGUGUGAUCUGGAAGACGAGAGGGUGGUCGGUAAAGAACAGGGCCAGAAUCUCGCCCGCCAGUGGAACAGCUGCGCUUUCCUGGAGUCUUCUGCAAAGUCCAAGAUUAACGUCAAUGAGAUCUUCUAUGACCUGGUCCGGCAAAUCAACAGGAAAACUCCAGUACCUGGAAAGGCACGCAAAAAGUCCACCUGCCAGCUGCUCUAAUAUACAGCUGUUCUUUUGCUCUGAGCCAGGUCUGAUUUACUGCUGUGUCUUUCAGCAGUGCCAGCAUUCCGACGUUACUAAAACUUUACAUCGAAUGGACUUUCCUGUGUGUUGAUGCCCCUUUAACAAACCAACCCACCAACAACCAACCAAUGGAUUUAAGGCUACAGUACCAUGUCAGUUGUUUGCACAUAGAUAGCCAUCAUCACUUUCCAAUGUCACGAGAAAGAGAUUUUUACAUAUAAUUAUAUAAAUAUAUAUUCUAACUGUAUGCAACUGAAUAAAAAAAUGAAAUGAGUAAAUGAAUAAAGAGCUAGACAAAAGAAUAAAAAUAUACAGAGCCUACACGCAGUGUUAUCGCUAACGGAGACAGCCACCGUUGUAAAUGUAAGGAGGGAAUGUCUGACCAGGCUGUGCACGUUGCCAUGGCAAUUACAAUGAUAUUUAUAAGCACCACUAUUUUAGCCAGAGAGGAGAGGAAGUCCAAAGAGCUCCUAUAUAAACCAUUCAUACAGAUAAUUUUCACUCCUUGGUUUCUUUUGCAUUAUUUUUGAUGAUUUUGUUUUUUGUUUGCUUUUAUUCAAAACAUGAUUUCUUUCUCUCCUGCCUUUUUCUCUUUUAUAAUUACUAGAUUUUUGCUCCAUGAAGAUGUUAUAUUCGCAACAGCUAUUGAUAUGAGUUUUAUUUUAGGGGUGAAAAAACCCUGUGGAUACAGUGAUGUACAUGUAAAAAGUUCAAAAAUAUAAUUUUUCUGUCACUAUCAUAUUGUCCUUAGCCUCAGAUGUUGCCUUCAAAUAUGUGUUAAGUCUCUUUUUCUUUAUUUCCCCUGGAGAAAAAAAAAUAUAAUCAAAGUCAUUUCCACGAUCUUAGGUCCAUCUUUUAGGCCAUUUCAGGUUUCUUUGUUUUGUUUACAAAGAAGUUUGUACAGCAGGCUUUUUCAAAAAGGGAAGGGAAGGGAAGGGAGGGGGGGGGGGUUGGGGGUUGAGGGGUGAGGGGUUGACAAUUUAGUUUUAGACUUUACCAAUGAGAGACUCAGAAGCUCUUCUUUUGGGUGGUCUUAUAUAAAUAUAUACAUAGUCAAAUCCCUCUUCACCAAGCUGAUCCUGAUUAAAUAAAGUUUCUAUUUUAAAGAAUUGGGUUUUUUAAUACAGGAUUAAAAAAAGAACAAACUGUCAUCAGUGAUGCCCUCCUUUUGCUUGCUGAUGCAUCUGGUGUAAACUGCGGAUAUGAAAAACAAAUAUCGGAUCCUGUCAGUAAAGAAUGAGGACGAAAUGUCUGUUAGUGACUGUUUAAACUUUGUAAUAAUUUGACCUGUUUUCUGUCUGUGUUACUGUUGGGUUAACUGAAUAUGGGGGUCUGGGAACUUUGUGUUAAACAAGAAAAAACGGGAAGAAUUGAUCUAAAAAAAAAUCUAAUAAGUGUACAUCAAGUGCAAUCAGAGAGGGUAUUCAUAAAGCUUACAAAAGAUUUGAAUGUACUCUGUAAAGUGGUUGUGCGCGAGUACCCGGUGAGCAUUAAUUCGAUCAUGCCUCUUCAAAGGGAUUGUUCACCGAAACUGAACAUUCUGUCAUCGAUUUCGGUAAACCUUCAUGUUCUUAAAAACCCAUAUCACCUUCUUUCCAGGGUUUGGAUGACAUGAUGGUGCAUAAAUGAUGAAAGUAUUUUCAUUUUGGGGUGAACUAUCCCUUUAAACACCGUAACGACUCUUUACAGGGUACAGCAUGCAGUAUGAACUCAAAAUGAGUUCUUUAUGGAUGCUUUGAGGAUUUGCACUGUGUGAAGUGAAGAACACAACUCCUAGGGAGUGUCCAUAGAGGACGUGGACAUAGGUAAACAUUACAAGUUGUGUGUUGUUCUGAUUACUGCAAGCAAAUGCCUUGUUGCUCUUUGAGUUAAAAAAAGGAAAUAAAUAAACCUACUUGAUACGAGGACCUUGGACCUGAGACAGAGGCACAGUAUUUCAAAUGCAACAUUGUAUGCUUCUGAUGGGUGGGUGGCCAAAUGUCAACUUAAACGCCUUAAUUAAAGUGGUGCAAUUUUGUAUAACCAAGCAUCUGUAGUUUAAUAAAUUGGAUUGCCAUGCAAGGGCUCUCAUGAAGCCAGUUUUGCCACUUGAAUAUUUUUGUGUAUUGUUUUAGCAUUUUUCUGUCGGUCAAAUAAAAAAGAAAACAGUUUAACUUA
Messenger RNA from Myxocyprinus asiaticus (Chinese sucker), 2717 nucleotides. Its product is annotated as ras-related protein Rap-1b-like. The coding region runs from base 135 to 536 and encodes 133 amino acids. The record is from RefSeq and is a predicted model, not a curated record. Gene Ontology annotation, molecular function: GDP binding; GTP binding; GTPase activity. Gene Ontology annotation, cellular component: plasma membrane. NCBI's taxonomy places the organism in Eukaryota, Metazoa, Chordata, Actinopteri, Cypriniformes, Catostomidae. The transcript has 5 exons. Gene Ontology annotation, biological process: cellular response to cAMP; negative regulation of synaptic vesicle exocytosis; Rap protein signal transduction.